AUGCUUUCUUCUUCAAUUGCGUUCAUAUUUAUUGCAUUCAUCACUGUUCCAAUGUUACUAAUACCAUCACCCAUCCAUUGGAAAGCCAAAAAUGCAGGAACAGUUCUAAUCAUUGGAUGGACAACUUUAGGAAACAUUACCGAUGCAAUCUCGGUUAUCGUACUAUUGAAUGCGCAAAGUGUAACUGCUCCUCAUUGGUGUGACUUCGCAGCUGCCAUGAAAUAUACCUGGAGGACCGGGUGUUGUACGGGAGGACUCAUUUUGCUCCGGCGCUUGACUAUAAUCGCAUCAACUCAGUCUGCAAAUAAAUCUAAAGACGAAAAGGUAAAAGUGUUCUUGAUUGAAAUGAUAUUGGGAUUGUUGAUUCCUAUAUUGCAAGUGGUCUUCCAUCUAGUGGUACAAGGGCAUCGAUUGGACGAAAUUCAAGACUUUGGCUGCUUUGCACCUAUAUAUCCCAGUGUUGCCUCUGUCUUUCUUGUAAUGGUGUACCCAGUUACCAUAACAGUGAUCUCCGCAAUCUAUGGUGCAAUUCGCGCUCUUAUGGUUCGACGAAAGGAGUUUUACCGCGUACUCAAUAAUGAAGAUACGGGUAUUACAAGAUCCCACUACUUGCGUCUCAUGGCACUUGGUAUCAUUGAUUUAGCCUUAUGGCUUCCUAUGUCUCUGGCUUUUUUGAUCAUCGACCUCACAAAUCUCAAUUUACGGCCCUAUGUAAGCUGGAGUCAUGUACACUCGGGCUUUAACAAGAUUGGAUUUGUGUUAAUUUCGGAGCUUAUGCAACACAGCUAUACCGAUUAUGUUGCUGCCGAACUCUCAAGAUGGAUUGGACCUGCCAUUGCGUUGAAUUUCUUCAUUUUUUUUGGAGUCAAACCAGAAAUCUGGAAAUACUACAGUCACCAUUUUAUGAAAUUGCUUUCUGCGAUAACGUGUACGACAACAACAAAGCAUCAGGAACCAGAGCACCAACAACAAGAUUACGUUCCGCCAACAUCUACGAACAGCAUCAGAAGCUUAUGUAACACAAAACUCACUGACUCAUUGCGAAAUUCAUUGAGCAGCGCGAGUGAACUGGACAUUGAAAAGGCCGAAUCACUAGCAAAAGUAACUGAGUGA
Molecule: messenger RNA, 1113 nt
Organism: Malassezia japonica
Lineage: Eukaryota; Fungi; Basidiomycota; Malasseziomycetes; Malasseziales; Malasseziaceae
Gene: STE3
Product: a-factor receptor
Exons: 3
Coding region: 1-1113 (370 amino acids)
Biological process (GO): G protein-coupled receptor signaling pathway
Cellular component (GO): plasma membrane
Molecular function (GO): mating-type a-factor pheromone receptor activity
Source: RefSeq, a predicted model, not a curated record